AUGCAAUCAGAUAUUGUAGUUUAUGAUCUAACUGUUUCAAAGAUAUGGUGUACAAUGUGUGUGAAUAAGAUAAAAUCUAGCUUUGAAGGUUAGGAAGGUAUUAAUUAUUUCAACAAUUUCAAAGGUAUUAUAUAUGUUUAAGUUAAUGUAAUGGCUGAACGAGUAAUCAUUUCCUUUAAUUAAUAAAUAAUGUAAUUGGAUAUUAUGUAUUAUUUAGCUCACUUAAUCAAAUAAAGUUAAUCUUGGAAUAAAAUAAUUUUUUUAUAGUCGGUCAACCAAGAUUAAUUAAUACUGACUCCAAUUAAUUGAGAAGAUGUUAGUUCUUUUUUUCAAAUUCAUAGUUUCAAUUAGAAGACUUAAAAGAGAUAAAGAGCAAUCUUCAUUAAUAGUUUUAAGGUGGACUAAUAGAAAUUUAAUAAGAAAAUUUUAGGUAUAACAUGCAAGUAUAAUUUUAUUAAUAACAUUUUUUAAGUUGGGUUAAUUAAUAACCAUAUCUUAUUAGCCAUUGUCAAUUUCAGGGUUUUAAUUAAAAUAAAAUAUUGAAACCUAGAUAAAGGACAAAAUAACUAUUAUAGAUGAAAAAUAGAAGAUUAAUUCAGAUCAAGAAUUCUUUGUUUAUAAUGCACUUCUUGAAAAAUUCAAAAAGAAAAGUGGAUAUUAGGAAGCUGUUACUUAUAGAAAAUUCAUAUUAGCAAUUAUUUUAAGUGUCCAAUUUUUAUUAUUUUGCUCUAUCAUGCCUCAUAUUGAUUAUUAUAAUCCUUUUCUAUCAUAUCCUCAUGAAGAAUCUAUUUUUAGUAUCUAUUUAAUAUUUAUCUUUUUUAUGACUACUUUUACUUUAAUUUAAUUUGGUACUCCUACUUACAAGAAUGCAUAUCAUUUAUUCAUCAAAUAUAGGUAAAUUAAUACAACUAAAAUUUUAGAAUGUUUAAUAUGGAUACAUUAUUGACAUUAGGUUCAUUAGCUGCCUAUUGUAUGAGUUUAUUCUUGAUUGUUAUUUACACUAUUGAAGGAUAGAAUAAUGAAGAAGAAACUAAAGAUUAAGAAAUUUAAAUGGAAAGAAUAAUGAAUAUUAUACAUGAUUUAGAAUCUGCAGGAUUAAUACUUACUGUAAUUACAAUAGGUAAAUACUUUGAAGGAAAAGCUAAAUAGACAAUAAUGGAAAUGCAAAAUUAAAUAUUUCCUUAAGAUUAAUUAAUAAAGACACCUAAUGUUAUGAAAGUAUAAGUGAAGAAUUAAGAUUAUGAUAUUAAUAUUUAAGAGAGUUGUGAUAUAUCUUUAUUAGAAAAGGGAGAUUUGAUAAUUCUUGAAAAGGGAAUGAAAUUAUUAUUGGAUGGUGUUAUUGUAAAAGGUACUGUCUAAGUUAUUGAUUCAAUUUGUUAUGGAUAAGAUGACAGAUUUUAAGCUUCUAUGGGAACUAGAUUAAAAUCUGGUGCUGAUAUUUUAGAAGGUUCAUGUAUAUUUUAAGUUGAAUAAGUAAUUGAGUCUUCAAUGUUAUUUCAAAUAGCAGAAUAAUUAAACUUAGCAUAAUCUGAAAGAGAAAGUAAGGAUAUUGGUAUUACAGCAAUGUUAUAAUAAUUAUCUUAGAGAUUUGUACUUGGUGUUAUUUUUGUAGGUUUGAUUGUUUUUAUGGUGUGGACAUUUUUAAUAGGAUUUGAUAUUGUUGAAAUUGAUGAAUAUUGUGUUUGGUGUUUUCCUUUUGAAAGGGCUAUAUCUAUUCUGGUAGCAUCAUGUCCUUGUGCUUUAGGACUUGCAGUACCAUCUGUUGUUAUUAUUACUUUAAAUUUGGCUUUGAAAUCUGGAAUUUUAAUAAAAAAAGUAUUAAAUAAUAAUAAAAUAUAUAGAAUACUAUUUUUGAAUCUAUAAAUAAAAUAAAUUGUAUUAUAUUUGAUAAAACAGGAACUUUAUUUACAAAAGUAGAUCACAUUGAAUCUUUUACUCUUCUAUCUAAGAAUGAGACAGAGAUUUCUUUAAAGAAAUAAGAUAAAACUAUAGUAAAGGUUAAAUAAUUCUAGAAAUCAUUGGUAAUGUCUGAUCCUGUAGAUACUAAAAGAGAUGUAUAAAAUUCUGAAGGUAAAAUAUAAUCGAAUUUGAAAUUUAAUAAAACUUUAUCAGCAUAAGAUUUAUGGGCUAUUUUAGGAGUUUUAGAAAAAGAAUUCAAUCAUCCUAUUGCUACUUUAUUAUUCAAGGAAUCUAUUCAAAGAUAAAUUGGAAGAUAGAGUACAUUUGUUCUAACAGAACAGGCUAAAUUAGAGAGAAAUGGAAUCAUUGGAAAUGUUACAAGAACUACUGACAAAAUAUAGUUUAAAUGUUUAAUUGGAAAUUUAGUUCAUUUAAAUGAAAAUGGGGCAAUAUUAGAAGAUUAUAUUAUUUAGAAAUGUUAAUGUCUGGAAAGAAAAGGAAAAACAGUUAUUCUUAUGACUAUUGAUGAUAUACCAGAAAUAAUAUUAUGUUUGGAUAAUAAAACAAAUUUAAGACCUGAAGCUAAAGCUGUAAUUACAUAUUUAAGAGAGAAUUUAAAUAAAACUGUUUAUAUAUUGUCUGGGGAUUCAAAAAAAACAGUAGAAUCAGUAGGGAAAUAUCUAGGGAUUCCAUCCAAUUAUUAAUAUGCUGAAAUAGAUGCAGAAGGAAAAUAAAAGUUUUUAAAGGAAUUAAAAGAGAAAAAUUAAGAAGUUAUGAUGAUUGGAGAUGGUCUUAAUGAUGUUCUAUCAUUAUAAUAAGCUUCUAUUGGUGUUGCUAUUAAUGCAAAAUCAGAAUUGAAUCUUAUGGCUUCUGAUGUCAUACUCCUUAAUGAAAAUUUAUGGAGUAUUGUAUCUCUAAUAAAUUUAAUGAAAACUGCUUUAAAAGUAAUCUAUAUAAAUUUGAUAUGGGCUUUUGCAUAUAAUUUAUUGAUGGCACGUAUGUUUAUUUAUUAUUUUUAGCUAUUGCAGCAGGUGUAUUCUAUGGAUAAGGAUUUACAAUAUCUCCUAUGAUAUCGUCUACAUCCAUGUCUUUAUCAUCAAUUAUUGUUGUGCUUAUUAGUAAUUUCAUGAAAUUCAUUAAAUUUGAUCCAUCAUAAUCAUACAGCAUUCCAAGAAUACAAAAAUAUAGAUUACAUGAAGAAUCUAAUUUCUCAUAAGACUCAUAUCUUGAAGUAGAUAAUACAUAAGAAUCUGCUCGAAAAGUAAAUGAUAAAAGAAAUAUAAUAAAUUGA
Messenger RNA from Paramecium pentaurelia, 3190 nucleotides. The record is from the annotation of a GenBank genome assembly. NCBI's taxonomy places the organism in Eukaryota, Ciliophora, Oligohymenophorea, Peniculida, Parameciidae.